UUGCGGGAAAAAAAAUGGUUGCAUGGAUUCUCCUUGCAUUUUCCAAAUCAUCUACCCUCUCCAGCUCUCGUCCUUUUUGUAAAUGAAACUGUUGGCCAAAACAAACGAAAAUUCUGCCCUGAAAGAAAGGUAUGACAGUUCGGGCUUGGUACGCUCCGAUGUCAACGUCUCUCACAGUCCGAAGGCGCUGAGGCCUCGGUAGGGGUAAAGAAGACCCCAGCCCCGUGACUUUCCAGAAGACAGAGCCCGAAGGAUGCCUGGCGGCAAAGCUUCCCCUGGGUCGCCAACUGGCCACUGGGAAGGCGCAUGAGAGGGUCCCGACAACGCUUCCGGAAAGCCCGGCCGCCUGGGACCCAUGACGCCACCGGCCGUGACCCGGAAGUAGAUGUUAGUGGUGGGUGGACUGGCUCUUCAGUUCCGGAACACCACAGUUUAGUGCGUUUGCUGCUCUGCGUCCUUUCUUUCUGGAUCUGGACAGUCGGAGGUUUUGCAGCUGUUCCCGGGAGCAUCAUGGCUGAGGGGGACGUAGGGAGCGACCAGAAGCAGGUGAAGGCACCGGAGGAGGAGGAGGAUGCAGGGAUCGACCAGAGACAGAAUGAGGAAAUUGAAGCAAUGGCAGCCAUUUAUGGCGAGGAGUGGUGUGUCAUUGAUGAAUGUGCCAAAAUAUUUUGUAUUAGAAUCACCGACGACAUAGAUGAACCCAAAUGGACACUUUGCUUGCAGGUGAUGUUACCUAGUGAGUACCCGGGCACAGCGCCUCCUAUUUACCAGCUGAAUGCUCCUUGGCUGAAAGGGCAAGAACGUGCAGACUUAUCAAACAGCCUUGAGGAAAUAUAUAUACAGAACAUUGGUGAAUGUAUCCUUUACCUCUGGGUGGAGAAGAUAAGAGAUGCUCUGAUACAGAAGUCUCAGGAGCCGGAGCCAGUUCCAGAUGUAAAGAAAAAACCAGAAAAGAAAAAGACUGAAUCUGAAAAUAACCGCAGUGUAAAACGUCAGCCAGGACAUCAAGUUAAGAAAGCGGAAGUCAACAAAGCAGAGAAGGUGCCAGAAGUGGAAGAACUGCCUCCAGUUGAUCAUGGCGUUCCUAUUACAGACCGAAGGAGCACUUUUCAGGCACAUGUGGCUCCUGUAGCCUGUCCUGAGCAGGUGAAACUGGUUCUUGGCAAGUUGUAUGAGAAUAAGAAAAUAGCCAGUGCCACCCACAAUAUCUAUGCCUAUAGAAUAUACUGUGAGGACAAACAGACCUUCUUGCAGGACUUUGAGGAUGACGGAGAAACAGCUGCUGGGGGCCGUCUUCUUCAUCUCAUGGAAAUUCUGAACGUGAAGAACGUCCUGGUGGUGGUGUCCCGCUGGUACGGCGGGAUCCUGUUGGGACCUGAUCGGUUCAAACACAUCAACAACUGUGCCAGAAACAUACUGGUGGAGAAGAACUUCACGCCCUCCCCUGAGGAGUCAUCUAAGAAUUUGGGAAAGAAAAAAGUAAAAAAGGAUAAGAAGAGGAAUGACCACUAAUCCGUGAGCCUGCCUGAGAGGUGACGUGUCCGUCAUUGUGUACACAUUCCACUGUGGUCAAGGAGUACAUGAAGCUAGUACCCUUGACAGCUCGAGUCAGCCGCUCCAUCGUGGACACCAGCAUUAUGUUUCCUUCUUUGGUUCUGUCAUUUGCCAAAAAUAGAGAAUUUAGGCUGUAUUCCCAUGUGUUCAGGUUCAUUUGGGAGAACUGAUUUGAGCUUAAUCAUCAUUUCAUAUAACACUAGGAAGGGGACACAUGCAGGGUGUCGUACCUGAACUAACUGUCCAUUUCAGCAUGUGUCGUGUGCCUUUGUUAGGUGGGGAAGACGCAUCUCCAAAUGCCCGAUAGACGCCCUCAUGCUGUUAGUGACCAUCGCUUUUACUGCUCCCUACAGCUGAUUAGCGUGGGGGCUCAUUGCAGGCUGAAGUCUCGGAGCGUCUUUUCCUUGUGACCUCACAAGUCAGUCACUUUUCAUUUCAUAGUGUUCAUUGUGCAGUAGCAGAGUACAUGAAAACCCAGGAGUUUCCAUCUGUGAUUAUGUGCCAAAGUGACAACUUCACAUAUUUGCUAACCCAAGUGUUACUCCUCAGCUUUGUUGCAAAUUGGUGAUCGUGAAAUUUCAAAAAGUGAUUUUAUUUCAGUCGCUGCCUUUUGUUGUUUAGUUCCUGUAAGGAAGCACAGUGAGCAUUGAGCCGCAGUAGUCCUUCUGUCCUUCUAUCCCCUGAGUGUGUGAUAGAACCGUACAGUGUCUCUGAACAACCUGGAAGCACCUUCCUAGUGGUCUUCCCCGUGCUGUGCUCAGCAGGACACUUACAGAGUGAGAUAGAGGUGACAGCACCACGGAUGCAGGGUGAAAACUGGACCAGUUUGAUGCACAUUUGCCAUUGGAACUCUGGCCAGAUUUUUAUAGUUCUGUGAUUUUUUUUUUUGUUGUUGAGAAAUGGACAGAUAAAUCCUUUGAUUAGAUUUAAAAAAAAAUUAUUUCCCUACAAAUUCUUGGCAAAUCUCCCUUUUUAACAGUGUUUUAUUUAUUUAUUUAUUUUUUUACCUGCAUGUUACUUGCAAGGAAUAAGACAGAAAAAUUCCCUUUGAGAUGUAGGUAAGUUGUACAUUGAUAACUUUCAGAAGUAAUGCCAAUAAUUAAAAAAUUGAUCAAGUGAUCACAGCCUUGAGUCCCCUCCCAAGGAAGGGGUUAGAAGUUAGGAAGCAGCUUUGGGGGGGUGUUGGAACGUGGGAAGCGGCUGAGGUUGGGCAGAUGCUUCUGUCUAACUUUUAACCUUGAAAGAUCCACAUCCUCACUUGGUAUGUGAAGUCUAGGAAUCCAGGAGGCAGCUUUACAUUAGAGUGGGUUCUAAGACAGAAGUCUUAUUUUCAACAUUAUUUAAUGUUGUAAACUAUCAAGAAUUAUAGGAUGACCUAUAGAUGUGUAUUUGGAACACUUACCUCUGUUUCCAUGAAAUGCUGAGUAUAUCCUAUGUAUUAAUUGUUACAGAACUCUGACGUUAUUUCCUAAAGGCAAUUUCACAAUCUUGACAUUUCAGACCUGUGAAAAGUGAUAAAAACACUAAGAA
This is a messenger RNA of Acomys russatus (golden spiny mouse), 3084 nucleotides long. RefSeq names its product impact RWD domain protein (gene Impact). The record is from RefSeq and is a predicted model, not a curated record. Gene Ontology annotation, biological process: regulation of translational initiation. Gene Ontology annotation, molecular function: protein binding. Bases 307 to 1512 code for a protein of 401 amino acids. Gene Ontology annotation, cellular component: cytoplasm. NCBI's taxonomy places the organism in Eukaryota, Metazoa, Chordata, Mammalia, Rodentia, Muridae. The transcript is spliced from 11 exons.